AUGUCUCGAUACCUUCCCACCAACUACUAUGCAUCCAACUCAGAGUCCAACUGGCUUAAUGCUAUUACCGUCCAAAAUAGGGCGUUUUAUGAUCCACGGACAUAUGAAUGCCAUAAUACCUCGCUCACCCCCAUCAUCCAUCGCAAAUUGAGUGAGAGGAAUGUGGCCUGGCUCCCUGGUAUCCGUAGUGACCCGGAGCUUGUCAGAAAAUGGGCCGACAUCAACUUCGUCAUCAUCAGAUAUGAAGGAACAAUGUUGCCCGUUCCAUACGACGACAUUGCGACUGUCGAGUACGAGUUUGAGUGCGAGCUGUACAAUGGAUUUGUCCCGGAGCAUCACCGCUCCGUAUCCGAGUAUUCUGAAGAAGAGGAAUAUGAAGAUUCUUGCGACUAUGGCAAUCAGCUUCCACCAAGAUACUACAGUCAGGAUAAUCUGAAGAGGCUGCAGCUGUCACAUCAGCCAGCUGCAAAGAUGCAAUAUCACCUGCAUCAAACAUAUCCCCAGACUCCGAAAGUCGUUGAGUUCCCGACCUUUCAAGACAGUGUGAUAUAUACUCACUCAAACAUCACUGUGUCUUCCACUUUCCUUUCGGAAGAGGAACUCAAUAUCGCUGCGAAGCAAAAUAUGAAUUAUCUUUUUGGAACCCGCAAUAUGGAAUUCAACUCGUUUGAUGAGGAGUUCGAAGCACUGGAAGCCCUCAAGACUUGA
This is a messenger RNA of Penicillium taxi, 708 nucleotides long. RefSeq lists its product as uncharacterized. Bases 1 to 708 code for a protein of 235 amino acids. The record is from RefSeq and is a predicted model, not a curated record. Lineage: Eukaryota; Fungi; Ascomycota; Eurotiomycetes; Eurotiales; Aspergillaceae. The transcript is spliced from 3 exons.